GAGAAGUUCACUUCCAUAAGGAGAUGAAGGAGAAGAGGAUAGUGGGGAAAAGAAGUCAGAACUGUAAUUUUGAAAUGACUCAGUAGAAAAUUGAAGUGCAAAUCUUUAUGUUGAGAGCUGUAUAAGCUACUUAAAGUCUUGCAGUUUUUAAAACUUUAAAUAUAGUCGUUCAUAGUAUAUUCAGUAAUUUAUUUAUUUCUUUUUAAAUCCUUACCUUGAUUGCCUUCCUGCAAAUACACGUUCAUUUGUUCUUGACAAUUUGCAAUUUUGGAAGAUCUUUCAGGAUGAUGAUUAUUUACAUCUUCUUAAUUCUGUACUCUGAAUACUAUGAUAGUGCUUAAAAAAGCACUUCUAUUUACGAAGCACCAACGAUUGAGAAAUAACAUAGAUAAGACAUAAUUUGAUUAGACUUCAAUUUCACAUGCAAGAGUUAAAGAGUAAUGCACAUCUCAGAAUUAUUUUUAGCUUCAUAUGCUUGGACUGAUCUUUCACAGGCAUCAGUGUGUCCCUGAGGUACACCUUGCAGUGGUUUCAUUGAAUUCAGUCAGAAAGAUGUAGAUGCAGAAGUUCAAAUAAAGAGGUUCAUCAGGAAGAAAUCAAAACAACACACCUGGUUACGCCAGGCUUUGUAACACUUGAUUUUUAAUUCCUAUGUGCUCAGACAAAUGAGCAUCUGUGCUGGUGAGGCUGAGCUCCUGAUGAUACUCUGCAGACCUCAGUGUACUUCUAGAGGAGUGGAUGGUCCAGCUGCCCAAUUAUUGCAAUGUCAGGCCUACCAUAUAGUCAAGCCUAAGUAUUCAGCCUAAUUUUGAAUGUGUGCACUGUCUCAUGAAAGAUCAAUGUGUGAAAUGCAGCUGGUUUGACUGCUUGCCAAUCGGCGCAAUAUGUUUGACUUUAUUUUGACUCUUCUGUGUUUUGGAACCACAUUUUGGUGCAAUGUUUAAGGAUCAGUCAAUUACGUGUCUGUGCACACAUCAAUUAUGUAUGACAUUUGAAAGAAAGAGCAGGAGAUCAGAUCAAUGACAAUUCAUCAUGUUAUGUUUCACUCUGGCAAGCUGAAUUGUAGGAAUAUUUGUGAUUCCUGUCCCUGUUUGCCUGUUUGUGCUCCACAGGCCGAUGCCAGCCAGGAGUGGGGGCUGCUGGUACUGCAGUUGUACUGCUAUUUGUUUAGUAUAUUGAGUUCUCUGGCAACUUCAAAGGUCAAACCUACUUGCUAGCUAGGAAGGAGCAGUGAGAUGGCAGUUUUAAGUUCUCAUGUAGUGCAGCUGCAACGCACACGCCCUGUGUCUUUGUACUAAUGAGUUGGUUCCGACCGUGCUGUUAUAGUAUGUCUGAAUGCAGAUGAGGCCUCGUGCUGACUACCUCUGUGCAAUAAAUUACAGGCUCAUGCAGCAGUGGGUGUUGGUGGCGAUCCCUUGGCAACAGGAGCAUCUGUUUGCCAUGUGAUUCAGGGAAGGGAUGGUGGGGGAAUAGUAAACAAGAGAAAUUAAUUUAAUUGGGAGUUCAAUCCAGUGAUGCACGUGGUGUAGACAAUGCCCAUGAUAUCAACUCCAACUGAGGAAAGUCCUACAGCUUCUGGUAGGAAAUAAAGGUGAACUUGGCUAUGCUGUAGUUUAUGUUGUGCUCUAAAAUGUAACAAAAGAUGUCAUCUGUUUCCUGCAUCUGAGCCGGGUUUACCAGGAUAUUGUGUUCAAAACACACACACAUUUCUAGAUUUUGAGGAAACAUGAUGCUCUUUUACCUGUUGCAUUGUAAUUGGAUAAUGCAUGUACAAAUGACUUGUUUAGCCUGCCAAUGAAUGUUGCUAAUGCCUUACCAAAAAGAAGCAUAUUUUUUGUAUUUUUUUUCCUCAGAGGCAAAUCCAAACAAUGCUAGAUUUGGGAAACUGUUUACUGAAAAGCAUUUUCUAACAGAUCUCUGAAGAAGUGCAAUUGUAUAAUUAUUAUUGUUCAGUGCAUACAGUACAUUGUCUCCAUCACUCUGUACACUGCUGCUAUUAGUGCUUGUUCUAAUAAAUCUCAAUGUACACUGUUUAAGCUGCUGUGUGAUCUGCGUUCUGAUUUAUCGGCAUAAGAAACACUUCAGCGUAUGAUUUUCUGACGACUUGUUUGUAAGCAGGUAAGUGAACCGACCAUUAACCGUACAAUCCUGAAUAUACGCUGUGCAGAUCGAUUUCGCAGAGGCGGGUGACAGCAGCAGCAGUAGCACCGAAGCAGCUCGUGCCACCUAACUCUCUGCACAGUUCCUUUAAACCUGGCAGGAGUUACCAACCGCAGUCUCCAAGAAGAUAAUUUUCUGUUUGUCAGUUCCCAGUUUUAUCUUCACACUACAGCUGGUAAGAGCCCUUUGCUUUUGUCUCGUCAGCUUGCGCCUUGUGAUUAAAGGGAGCUCAAAGCAGCAUGUUUCUCAAGUUGUGUGAGAGGGAGUAGAGGAAAUGGGUUCCUGGUGUUCUCUAAUAGAAUUGAAAAAAGAGUUGUGGAAAUAGAGGAGAGAAAAGAAGUUACUAGACACCUACCCUUCCUGGCAUCUCCUUGGGAAAAACAGCGCUAUGUGAGAUUUUUCCAUCAUGUGUUCCUGUCUGUUGUUCAGCCCUUAAAUCAAUUACAUUUCGUUUGAAAUGAAAGCAGAGGAGAAAACAACUAUUUGUUUUGGAGGAGAAACUGAGGUUUUUGUUGUUUCCUGGCAUUAUAAAAGAGCAAGUGUUGAAGCAUUUUGGAAGGCUUCCAGCCUGGAAGCAGCAGCAAAGAAGGGAAAAGAUUUUUUUUUUUUUUCAUAAGUGUUUUUUUUUUUUCCUGCCACUGGAAUGUAUUGCUGAUGUCAUCCAAACCUUACAUGUUCUGAGCCUGGGCGUACACCCCGUGCUAAUUCUGUUACAGGAUUCUUUUAGCAGAAUAGCUCAGGAUUCACAUUUCUGUAGAUGGGGUCUGUGUUGCUGAAUGCCUUGCCAAACCAGCCUGACUCUCUUCAUUGACUGUUGCUCUGCAAAAGUGGUGUAAAUGAAAUGUGAAAAGUUGCGCGUUGUAAUUUAAUUGGUUAAACAAACAACAAACCUUUGGGAAGAAAGGAGAGAGCAAGAGGGCUGUGAGGCAGCACUGCCUGUCUGCCUCUCUCUUCUUUGCGUCUAAUUCAGCAGAAAAACUAUUCCUUGAGCAUGGAAGUUAACUUUGUACUUAAAUUCAGUCUGAUCAAGAGACAGAUGAUAGUCCUUCUUCACCACAAACACGUAGGCGUGGUGGCGUGGUGAAGGGAGACAGCGUAGGAAGUUAUCGACAGGAUUUCAGCCUGACUCAGCUGAAGAGUUGCCCACAGAAAGCUGCUCCCAGCGGCACUGCUGCUACAAAAUCUGUUCUGAGGGAAUGAUGCACAGCAUUUUUGCCCAACCAACGUGUGAAGACUCAUGGUUCUCCAAGUCACUGUUAGAUUAUUAGGUAUUUAAGACUUUCUAAAUGUUAAGAACCACAAGUAUGUAAUAAUAACUGUUCUUGCACCUGAAUAUGUAAAAAUAUUUCUCCCAUUAAGCAGUCAUUACUAAAUAAGAUUAUAUGGAAAAAAAUAUAAAGUAUCAUUCAAAACUAAUGAGAUACUGUGGGCUAGCUGAGGAUAUAUCCUGUAGUUUAUUUAUAGUAAGUGGUGAGUCUAAUUUUAUGCAAGGUCAGAAAAUGUAACGUUAUAUAACUGUUAGGCUGAGUAUUGAAGAGAGAGGUUGGGUUCUGUAGCACAUAUCCAUGUCCCAAGUGCUUUUUAUUAAGGGUAAAUAUAACAAGAAUUAGGGGCACGUUAAUACAGUGUGGGUAAAAGUAUGUUACAGGUAUGAAUCUGGUGUGAAGACAUUUUUACCUGUGAUGAGAUUGCAUUUGUAAUUAAUGCCUUGACCUAUUUUUUGCACGGAAAACUUCCAGAGUAAAAUCAAAUAGUUGCAUUUCUCUAUGCUGGCUACCUGGGUAUAUCUCCUUCCUCAGGAGAGAAAUGAGACUAACUAGUAGCUCAAAUGUCACAACUACCUCAGUAUUCUUGAGCAGGCUUUCUGGUGAGUAGAAAGGUAGGGAAAAGAAUAUAAUUAAUCAUUUUCAAAAAGUGACCUUUUCUUGGACUGUAAGGGGAUGGCAAAUUCUGGUAAGGUCAUCUCAGUUGUUUUCCAAUUGUUUUUUGUUAUUGUUUUGAUAAAAAUUUAAGGUUUGGGUUAUCUUUUAUGUACAGUGUUUCUGAGGGCCUGGUGUUACACUUAGCAGUCAAAGAAACUGCGCUGAUACAACGCAGGGGCACACCGAAUCAUCAGUUCUACUUCAGGAGCUGAUUUCACUUAAAUGCUGAUCAGCCAGCCCAGUUUAUGUUUGGUGGCAAAGAGUUUUAUAUGUCACCUGUCUGUUAAGUAUUUAGUAUCUGUAAGCUGCUCAGGUAUUCUCUCAUCUUGUGGCUACAUGUGGGGGAAAAAAAAAAGCUGGCUGAGGAAGUGUUUAUGUAGCGUGAAAAGAAACAACCUAAGUAGGAGCAAGUGUGGCUAUGAAAGAGGAUGCUGAAUUCUUGCAUGCCGUACAAACACCUACAUCAUUUAAUCUGUUUAUAAAUACUCUCCAUGUAAAGAUCUAAGAGUACUUUACAGUACCAGUCAGUUUUUACAGGAUCCUAUUCGGGAAAGUGAUGUCUUACCAAAGCCACAUACAGUGGGUUUUGUAGAGUGUUGUUAAUCACAGUACAGCCAGCAGCAAUGCCAAAAAUAAAUGCUGCUUGGGUGAAAGCAUAGCAAGGAGCACAACGUCUGUGCUGAAGGGAGUGCUGUGGAGAACUAACUGCACCAGUGCCCAUCUGUCCAUGCUUGUCUGUCAGUUUGAAUUGUAUCACAGCGUGCAAAUCUUUUGGUUUGUAGUUUUUCUUUGGAUGUUGUGACACCACAGCUACAGUUCUGCAUUGUCAUGGAGGUUGAGGUUCGAGCCCACGGAGCUGUCCUCCAACGCAACGGUGCCCACGCACAGAUGCUGGCAGAAAGGUUUAACCCAUGGAGCAGCAUCCCCCAAAAGAAGGGCAGUGGUAAGCCUACAUUAAAUCAUGCUGGGAAAUCUGUUUCCAGGAGAUUUGUCAUCACUAAUCUAAUAAUUCUAGACGGUGAAAGUAGCCUCAUUGUAUGUAGUAUUGUUUAUGUAACAAAAGACACACCAUUUCUCUCAUCUGAAAGAUGUGGCCUCUCCUCUUAGUUAAUGGGUUUAAAUGCAAGCGUGCUGUCUCAGCAAAUCUCUCCCUGGAAUACUGCUUUUGCAUUUCUCACUAAUGAAUGCUUUGCAGCUAACACAGCCAUCUGUCCAUUCAAAAUAUUGCCAGUAAAAUCAGGGUAAUUAGAAAUAAGUGGAAGCUCGGAUAUAUUGUAUGCUUCAACCAGCAGUGGUCAUUUAAUAUGGCAUUAUUGAAAUAUGUACGCUUGAAGCACAGCUCAAGUAGCCUUCACAUCCACAUCUGUGAGCAGCACUCUCCAAUCUGAAGGUGAGUCUGUGAGCUGACAAAGCCACUGGCAGAACAUAUGCCCCCUGAUCUCUGUGCUCCCUCCUUGUCAUUAACGCAGCUCUCGUGGGAGGGCAGUGAGGAGGUACCCAGAGCUGUGCAACACGUUCCCUUUUCAUCCAGUCAACAGAAGCUGCUUGUGUAAAGGUGAGCGGGGGAUGAGGUCAACCAGAAGCCAUACAGAAGCGAGUUGAACGCCACAUCUUGCAGCCUCUCACCGAUGUAACGCUUACAGAAAGGUCAGCUUCAAUGCACUGAUUGCUGGGCGAGUGCCAUGCUGCAGUACAGCCCCUCCUGGCAGGAGAGCUCCUUCUGUGUGCACUGCAGCGUGGAUGAUGAAUGUGCGUUAUUGCGGUCUGUUCUGUGACACAGCAUAGAAGGAGGCUCUCAGAGUAGCUGGGCUGUAAACUUGAAGAGUAGUUUCUUCUUUCAGAACCUUUCUAGCUGGUGUGGAAACCAUUCGCACACACAGAUCCCAUAUACAUAACACAUGACAAUCCAUUAAAAUACCUAUAUCUCAAAGCCUUUCAAUAUUUUUUUUUCCCUGGGAAUAUAGAUAAGAGUGGAAUAUUCAAAAGGAGCUGACACCACAAGUAAAUUGCACUGUAAAUGUGGGGACUUAAAAUAUUUCAGGACUAGGCUUCCUAUGAGUUGCAGCCUUUAAUUUCUGAGCUCUGUAAUUUUGAUAUGGUCUAUUUAUCAUGCUGCCUAGAGAGGUCCCCAUAAUGAGCUAAUUAAGUUUCAGAUACACAAGCAGUGACUAUGGUUUUUUACUGCUUUACCAAACAGGGAGCUUAAUAAAGUCCACACAAAAUUAAAAUACUGCCAUAGCUAAUUUAAUUGUUCCACUAUACUGCAUAAUUGAAACAGCAUUUGUGAACUGAUUUAAAGUUUCACUGCAUUCAAACCAGAUAAUUAAGAAAUCCAAUGUGCAGUUGAAAAGCUUUCAUCUGGCUUUAACUCGCUUUUCUUCCUGCAAUGGUCUCUUAAGUGCCAGACAGUUCCCUGAGCAGCAGUCCCUAUGAGAAUCACACCAAGCGACAGCAGUGUCCAGCAAACUGCUGGAUCAGAGUUCAGCACAGCAUCAGCUCUGGGCUCCGUAGGGAUGUAAGUCACAGCAUUGAACUGUUUUUUGCUUAUACAGGAGAAUUGCUAGACGGGCUCCACUUUGCAAAAACAUAAUCGAGUGAUGCUAAAAGUGCUUAGAACAGCAAAAGACAUGAAAUCAUGUGUUACACAACUGCUUUGAGGGCAUUCCCACAGGGACAGGAAAUCCAAGAGGAACAGCAGAACGCUCACUGCAGUCCUGUGGGACUGUGCCUAGAGCAGCUGUCAGCUCUGCAGAAAUCAAAAUUAUAGAGUGUUCUUCUGAGCAGGAUGUUAACCAAGUGCUUGGUAGUCCCAUCUAACAAGGAGAACACCUCUUACCUGUGGAGUGUCAUGCUGCAGCUCGGAUAAAAGCACUUUAAGAAGCGAGAGAAAACAUUUGUCCUUAAGAGAAAAUUGAGAGCCAGCACAGUGAAGGGGGGAAAAAUGUCAACAGUUAACCGAGCUUGAUCAGAACACUGUUAGAGUCUUCAGCCAUCAUCAGGGUGGGCUUAAACAGAACAAAUCUAAGCUUGGCCGCCUCUAGACUACAGAGUGUUGUGGUUACACACGGGCCACUCUCCUGUGCAUCUAAAUAGAUUGGAAAGCCACUGGAGUAUGAAACAGAAGCACAUCAGUAACCAAUCAUAUCAUGAUAUAAGCAUGAGCUCUCUGAUAUAUACAAUAGCUAUGUUUAAAUGUGUCACCACUUAUCUACAAACUACAGCGGUAUUACAGACAGCACUCUUGUUCCCAGAAGGAAGCCCAGCCCUCCUGCCGGGUUUCUCUAGUGCCAGUGCUGGGUACUGAGGCAGUUUUUCUUCCCCUAUCUAGAUCCUUUUAUCCCUGCGUGAGGCUCGUCUUCUUUCUGUGAGACUCUAGUAGCUUCAGCCACCUCCAGGAGGAAAAACACAAUACUCCAGGAGUGUAUUUAUUAAGUUCAAUAAAGCUAAUUAAGAAAAACAGCCCAGAAAAUAAUACAGUUUUCAGUUCCAUGCAUUUAUGCGACUUCACAUACAAUUCAACAACUUUAAAAAUAUUUGUUAAAAUAGAAAUUCAACUAAUAACUAAUUUCUGUUCUCUUUGAAUGAAUGCAGCUUUUAUAUCUACUUACGAAUAGGUAUAUAAUAUAAAAUGAUAAAUUUGUGAAACAAGGGCCAUAGGUGGUCCCAGUAGAUGUCAUUUUUGUUACCUCAGGUAGUGUAACAGGAUCUGUGUUGCUGGGACCCUUGCUUUUUAGGGAAAUGCUCAUGCCAUCUACUGGGAAGUUAUGAAAUUUACCGAGAAUUUUUUCACUAUGUUUUAUUUUAUUUUACUGGCUUUUAGAUGUUGAAUAUUUACACGAGUUGUUUUAUUAUUAUUCUUUUUUAAGACCUGUGGAUACCUGUAACAUAGCUCAAAGGUACUUAUGGAGUUCUGGUAAGUAAUUGCACCUGUUUCUGUGCCAAGAAGUUAUGAAAGUGAUGUGGGCUUAACCCUCUCAAGGGAAACAUUGUCUGAGUUUAACUUAGUUUUCACUCAGACAUGCAAUGUUAGUAAACGUUUUCUGAAAUGGCAAAGUUAACAUAGCUCUCUGACCUGCAGUAUGAGAAUAACACCAGGAAGGUGAGUACCUUGCAAGCAUAUCCAGCAAAACUGCUCAUUACAGGAUUAGUGCUGGAUCAGACUGAGUAUGGUCUGUGGCCACAUACUAAGCAAGAGACAUACAAAUGCAUGUUGAAUAAACAGUGCUAGCUGAGCUUAAUAACCUGUAGAAGAAAUAUUAUCCUGUCAAGCAGUUAUUAUAAGAUAUAUAUGAGAUCAAUCUAAAUCAAGAGGGAACAGGCAAUUUUAAUUUAAGAAUUUUCGUAGAGUUUUUUCCUCUUUAUAGCCUUUCAAGUUUUGUUAAUGUGGUUUGAUUGAGUAAAUAAGCACUGAGUUUGGUUUUUUUUUUGUUGUUGUUGUUGUUAGUGCAGUGGAAUAUGAAUGACAGGCUGAGCUGCAGCAUUUUGCUGCAAUUUCUCAGCACCCUUUAGAGCAAGUAAGCAAGUCCCUAACUACAACAUCUACAUGAUUUUUAAAUAUCUCCAGGGAUGCUGAUUCCACCACCUCUCUAGACAGCCUGUUCCAAUGCCUGGCCUUUCUUUUGGAGAAGACAUUUUUCCUAAUAUAUCUGGUACAACUUGAGGCCAUUCCCUCUCAUCCUAUUGAUGUUACAUGUGAAAAGAGGGUGACCCUCACCUCACCACUACCUUCUUCCAGGUUGUUAAGAGCUAUUAGGUCCCUCUUGAGCCUCCUCUUCUCCAAAUUGAACAAUCCCGGCUCCCUCAACUGCUCCCCAUAAGACUUGUGCUCCAGACCCCUUACCAGCUUGGUUGCUCUUCUCUGGAUGUGCUUCAGGGCUGCAGUGUCUUUUUUGUAGUGAGGAGUCCAAAACUGAAUACAGCACUCAAAGUGCAGUCUCACCAGAGCUGAAUACAGGGGGACGAUCACCUCCCUGCUGUUGCUGCUUGUGCUAUUUCUGAUGCAAGCCAGGAUGCAAUUGGCCUUCUUGGCCACUUGGGCACGCUUUUGGCUCGUGUUCAGCUGAGCGUUGACCAACACCCCCAGAUCCUUUUUCUUCCACACUGCUUUCCAGCUGCUCUGCCCCCAGCCUGUAGCAUUACAUGGGGUUGUUGUGACCAAAGUGCAGGACCGGGCACUUGGUCUUCAACUUCAUCCCAUUGGCCUCAGCCCAUCAAUCCAGCCUGUUGGGGUCCCUCUGUAGGGCCUGCAAGCAGAGUCCGUGAGAGGAGUAAAUCACAUCCUGAAAGUUAACCGUUGCCCUCAGCCUUGCUUGGCUGUGUUGGUACCACUGAGCCUCAUGCCACCGACUGCUGGGCUGAGCUUGAGCAGGUUCUGCUGUGCAGCUGCUGCUGAAAGGAAACACUGCUGCAGUAGGCCUGCUGGUGCCACAAAGCUGUAACUGAAGCGCUCUGCCUGCUGCUGCUGGCAAAACAGGCCAGGAUGUGGCUGCAGCAAGGCUGCAAUAAGCAGCGACACGUCAGUGACUCCUGACAGGAAGCUGAGGAUCACAGAAACUGCAGUCGUUUCAUUCUAAGAUUGUAAUUUUGAGUUUCAGAUAGUGGCAUUAAACUGCAGUGGAAAGGACAAGCGUUUCCCUAUCACUUUACACUGGUAAUACAUAAUUAAUGAUGCAGAACUAGAGAGCUUAGCUGGAGGUCUUUGAGAAAGGUCUUUAGCAGCACUUCUAGAAGCAGGGUAGUUCAGAUGCUGUUGAGUAUUUUCGAGUAAAAUUUAGCUUGAUUAAAGAAUAAUAGUAAUCAAUUUUUUUUUUCAAGCAAUUUGUUUGGAGGAAUACUGCUAAGAAAAACAUGGGCUUUGAAUCUGGAAGUUACACUUGAGGCAGAGCUCUUUGUUAUUAUCGUUUCUAGUGUUGUAAUAUGUUUGCUGCUGCAACCAAAAACUUUGUUAAACAGGUUGGUGACGGAGGAAGAUUAGUGCCAGUGCCCAGCCUCAGUGAAGCUGAUAAGUACCAACCUCUCAGCCUUGUGAUUAAGAAAAGAAAAUGCUUGCUUUCAAAAAAAUCUAAAUUUGCUUCAACACCUUUCACCUUAAAAGACAUUCUUGAAGGGGAGAAAGAAAUUUCUGCAGGUGUUUCGUCCUACCAGUUGCUCAACUACGAGGACAAAUCAGAUGUUUCACUCAAUGGUAGAAGAGGAAAUCAGAUAAUCAACGAUGUUGGUUUUGAUGUUGCUGGAUCAGAUUCUAUUGCCUUUAAAGCUUCAUUUGGCAUAGUGACCAAACACGAGGUUGAAGUACCGACGCUGCUUAAAGAACUUACUACAAGAAAAAUAAACUUUGAUCAUUGUCUAGUCCAUCAAACAAGAAAAAGUAGGAUGGAGAUUCUGUGUGUUGUCAUGGAAAGCAUUAGGACGACAAGGCAGUGCUCGUUAACUGUUCAUACUGGGAUGCGUGGAGAGACGAUGAGGUUUCACAUAAUUGAAGACCAAAAUAAUAAAGGACGGGACAAAGCCAUUGUUUUUCCUGCACAUACAACAAUUGCUUUUAGUGUAUUUGAACUUUAUAUUCGGUUGGAUGGGAAUUUUGAACUGUGUGUGACUCCAAUUGCAAAGGGGGGAUUUGAAAAAGAGAAAUCUGGAUCAUCUUCAAUGAAUAAAUUAAGGAGAUUAAAGCAUAAUCUCUUUCAUCGAAACAAAAGAAUAGUGAGUAUCAUCCCUAGCUCUGAUGGUUACUUGGAGGACCUUUUUACAGACUACUAUGAGAAAGCUGCAAGCAUGACUGAUCUCUCCACAAGCUAUCUCAGAGAAGGGGCUCAUGCCCGGAUUAAUUUACUUAAUAACAACAUCCCCAAAGGUCCUUGUGUCCUUUGUGGAAUGGGAAGCUCUAAAAGAGAAACAGUCUACGGAUGCCUAGAGUGUUCUUUUAAUGGACAGAAGUAUGUACGACUGCAUGCCGUGCCCUGUUUCGACCUCUGGCAUAAGAGAGUGAAGUAACUGCUCUAGGUUGGCAGCCUCGGUGGUUUGUCUUAGACAAUGGGAUAUUGUCAUACUAUGAUUCACAGGAUGAUGUUUGCAAAGGCAGCAAGGGAAGUAUAAAGAUGGCUGUGUGUGAAAUAAAAG
This is a messenger RNA of Gallus gallus (chicken), 11198 nucleotides long. It is a transcript of the gene DFNB59, whose product is annotated as deafness, autosomal recessive 59. The transcript is spliced from 7 exons. Gene Ontology annotation, biological process: programmed cell death. Bases 9999 to 11072 code for a protein of 357 amino acids. NCBI's taxonomy places the organism in Eukaryota, Metazoa, Chordata, Aves, Galliformes, Phasianidae. Gene Ontology annotation, cellular component: cytoplasm. The record is from RefSeq and is a predicted model, not a curated record.